GCCAUGCAAGCCACAUUCACCAGCAUCAGAGAUUAAUUAGAAACAACCCAGAAAUUAAUCAAUUUCCAAUCUCGCUUUCUCCUGCUCCCCUGUCUCUGUGUGUGCGGGUGGCGGGCGCCGAUCGGCAGACAUAUCGCUAGCGAUGGGAGACGAAAGCAGAGAGGCGUUGAUUAAACGGAGAAAGGGGAUCACGCGCUGCAUAUCCCACGCGCAGGACGAGCUGAAGAGCUUCAGAUCGUGGCUGCGGUGGAUGUGCGUGGACCAAUCGAGCGCGUGGACGGCGUGCCUCUCCUGGUGCCUGUUCCUGCUGCUGGCGGUGGUGGUGCCCGCCCUGUCCCACUUCGUCCUGGCUUGCCCCACCUGCGACUCCCGCCACCACCGCCCCUACGACGCCAUCGUGCAGUUCUCCCUCAGCGGCGUCGCCGUCCUCUCCUUCCUCUGCCUCACCGGCUUCGUCAAGAAGUACGGCCUCCGCAGGUUCCUCUUCUUCGAUAAGCUUUAUACCGAGAGCGAGACCGUCCGCAAUGAAUACACCCUGCAGCUCAAUAGAUCACUGUCCCUGUUACUGGUGUUCGUGUUGCCGUGCUUCGCGGCGGUGAGCGCCUACAAGAUAUGGUGGUACACCUCGGGGGCGUCGCAGAUCCCGUUUCUCGGCAACGUUUACCUGAGCGACGCCGUGGCGUGCGUGCUGGAGCUCCUCUCCUGGCUCUACCGCACCACCGUCUUCUUCCUCGUCUGCGUCCUCUACCGCCUCAUCUGCCACCUCCAGAUCCUCCGCCUCCAGGACUUCGCCCAGGUCUUCCAGGUGGAGUCCGACGUCGAGACUGUCCUCCUCGAGCACCUCCGCAUCCGCCGCCACCUCCGCAUCAUCAGCCACCGCUACCGCUCCUUCAUCCUGCUCGCCCUCACCAUCGUCACCGCCAGUCAGCUCGCCUCCCUCCUCAACACCACCCGCUCCCAUGCCGAUGUCAACAUUUUCCGAGCCGGCGAACUUGCCCUGUGUUCGGUGACAUUGGUGACGGGGCUGUUCAUAAUAUUUCGGAGUGCGACGAAGAUUACGCACAAGGCGCAGGCGGUCACGUGCCUGGCGUCCAAGUGGCACGUGUGCGCCACCAUCGACUCUUUCGACACGGCGGAUGCGGAGACGCCGAGGGCGCCACCUCAGGGCGGGUGCGCCGCCUUUGAUGGCCAGGUUCUUCCUCUCAGCGGAGAGUCGUCAGAUGGGGAGGACGCGGCAGGGGAGGAAGAUGACCUCGACAACACCAAGCUUGUGCCGGCCUACGCCUACAAUACCAUCUCCUUCCAAAAACGACAAGCCCUCGUGACGUAUUUCGAGAACAACAGAGCAGGAAUUACAGUGUAUGGGUUCAUGCUAGACAGAAGUUGGCUUCAGCUUAUUUUCGGAAUUGAGCUCUCUCUCGUCCUCUGGUUGCUUGGCAAAACUGUUGGUAUCUCUUGAUCCAUUUAUUAUUGUUGUGUCCUCUUCCUCACAUACAGAGAGAGAGAGAGAUGUGGAGUGGUGGGAGUUUAAAUCAUUAUAUUUUGUGUGGUGAAGGGAAUGUUCAUACCAGUUUAGAUCAUUAUUGUAUAAUUCAUUUUUUGAUUUUUACAUUUCUUAUUGGUUUCUUGGAGAAUUUUUGUUUUUCAAUUCUAGCUUUUCUGUGUAAAUAAUACCGAUAUUUUUUAUUUUAA
This is a messenger RNA of Malania oleifera, 1692 nucleotides long. RefSeq lists its product as uncharacterized. The transcript is spliced from 4 exons. NCBI's taxonomy places the organism in Eukaryota, Viridiplantae, Streptophyta, Magnoliopsida, Santalales, Ximeniaceae. Bases 143 to 1459 code for a protein of 438 amino acids. The record is from RefSeq and is a predicted model, not a curated record.